This is a messenger RNA of Pocillopora damicornis (cauliflower coral), 1271 nucleotides long. RefSeq names its product microfibril-associated glycoprotein 4. The record is from RefSeq and is a predicted model, not a curated record. NCBI's taxonomy places the organism in Eukaryota, Metazoa, Cnidaria, Anthozoa, Scleractinia, Pocilloporidae.
CCUACCACAGACGACGAUUGUCGACAAAUCAAAUUCAAGGACCCAAUACCGAACAUGGCCAUGAAAAAUCACGCGAUCAAAAGUGUAGAGGUGCCAAACGAAGGGAGCUGCAGAGUAAUGUGUUAUAUGGAGCCUAAUUGUGUGUCCAUCAAUGUUGGACCUGUUGCAGGAGGAAGCCAAAAAUGCGAUUUGAAUAACGCCACGGAGGAAAAGCAUGCUCCAUUUCUUCUCGUGAACAGUCCGGGUUACGCAUAUCUUGCCAUCGAGAAUCCAUGCAGCAGCAGCCCAUGCUUAAACAGAGGCACCUGUCAAGCUGGAUUCACCUAUAAAGGUUUUCGUUGUGUCUGUCGGGAACGAUUCAGUGGACAAACCUGCCAAGUUGAAGUCAAAAGAAACUGCGCAGAAAUCCACAAGUCCGCAGGUAAAUCAACUGACGGUGUGUACACCAUUAAACUUGAUAAUUUGCCUGCCUUUGAUGUAUUCUGUGACCAAACAACAGCCGGUGGUGGUUGGACAGUGUUCCAGAAAAGACUGAACGGCUCGGUUGAUUUCUACCGCUAUUGGAACGACUAUAAACAUGGCUUUGGUGACCUGAAAAGUGAAUUUUGGUUGGGACUGAACAAGAUUCACCGGCUGACCUCAGAUAAUAACAGCAUGCUGCGUGUGGACUUGGAGGACUUUGAAGGAAACAUAGCUUAUGCCGAGUAUAACUUGUUUGGUGUUAUGAGUGAGAAACACAAGUACAAGCUGAUCCUUGGUUCUUAUUCAGGAAAUUCAAGUGACUCUCUUGCUGAGCAUCGCGGUAUGCCGUUCACCACUAAAGAUCAAGAUAAUGACAAUGUAAAAGACAACUGCGCCAAUACGUUCAAAGGAGCCUGGUGGUACAAGGGGUGUCACAGAUCGAAUCUCAACGGUUUAUAUCUUCGUGGCCAGCACUCCUCCUUUGCUAAUGGAGUGAACUGGUUUCACUGGAAAGGACAUAAUUACUCCCUCAAGAGAACCGAGAUGAAAAUAAGACCAGCAGAUUUCUGAACUGUCAUGUUUAUGGCACAACAAUGAUACAGUACCACCUCAACCAAAAAAACGAGUUUCUCGAUCAAGUCUAUUCAGCAUGUAAUAAUCACUCUUAAAUUGGAGCUUAGCGAAAUGUUGUUCAGGUUUUUCUUGCUUCUUUGUGCGUGUUUUUCAAAAUAGGAAUAGUCGAUUGUGUAGAAUCGGCCAGUUAACCGAUAAUAAUAAUCAUCAUAAUAGUAAUAAUAACUUAAUCUAUA